AUGCAGCUGCCCCAGAAUCAAUCAAUUAACUUAUUGAGUAGCGGAGGAACCAGCGGCAGCGACAGCAGUGGAGGAGCUGGUGACAGCGGCAGCGGCACCCUCGACAGCAGCGGCAGCGGUGGGAGCGGCGCCAGUGGUAACAGCGGCAGUGGCAGCAGCGGUGGAACUGGCGGUGGCGGCAGCGGCGUAAGUGGCACCGGUGGCAGUGGGGGAAGCGGCGGCAGCGGGGGAAGCGGUGGCAGCGGAGUCAGCGGCAGUGGAGCCGAUGGCAGUGGUGCCGGCGGUAGCGGCAUGAGCAGUGGCAGCAGCAGCAGCGGGGGAACAGGCAGCGGCAGGAGCGACACCCUGCG
This is a messenger RNA of Galeopterus variegatus (Sunda flying lemur), 350 nucleotides long. RefSeq names its product sericin-1-like. The annotation marks the transcript as partial. The record is from RefSeq and is a predicted model, not a curated record. Lineage: Eukaryota; Metazoa; Chordata; Mammalia; Dermoptera; Cynocephalidae. The transcript has a single exon.